This is a messenger RNA of Antrostomus carolinensis (chuck-will's-widow), 533 nucleotides long. It is a transcript of the gene RPL32, whose product is annotated as ribosomal protein L32. Lineage: Eukaryota; Metazoa; Chordata; Aves; Caprimulgiformes; Caprimulgidae. The coding region runs from base 78 to 485 and encodes 135 amino acids. The record is from RefSeq and is a predicted model, not a curated record. The transcript is spliced from 3 exons. Gene Ontology annotation, cellular component: ribosome; cytosolic large ribosomal subunit. Gene Ontology annotation, molecular function: structural constituent of ribosome. Gene Ontology annotation, biological process: translation.
CGUGCUGCAGGUGCAGGAACCCAUGGCCCUCGUGUCGCGUUUCCCUUCUCACGCUGGUUCUGUUUGUUGUAGCCGCCAUGCCUGCCCUCAGACCUCUCGUGAAGCCUAAAAUCGUCAAGAAGAGGACCAAGAAGUUCAUCCGCCAUCAGUCCGAUCGCUAUGUCAAGAUCAAGCGCAACUGGCGUAAACCGAGAGGUAUCGAUAACAGAGUUCGCCGGCGGUUCAAGGGGCAGAUCCUGAUGCCCAACAUCGGCUACGGCAGCAAUAAGAAGACGAAGCACAUGCUGCCCACGGGCUUCAGGAAGUUCCUGGUCCACAACGUCAAAGAGCUGGAGGUGCUGAUGAUGAGCAACAAGUCCUACUGUGCCGAGAUCGCUCACAACGUGUCUUCCAAGAACCGGAAGAUCAUCGUGGAGAGAGCGGCUCAGCUCGCCAUCAAGAUCACCAAUCCCAACGCCAGGCUGCGCAGCGAGGAGAACGAGUAAACUGGCGUCUGCACCCGACGUGUAUUUAAUAAAAUGUAAAAACCAGCU